AUGCUACGGAUUGCAAUAACAAUUUAUAGCUUUUGUGCUUUAGUUUCGGAUAAAAUGGUAGUAGAAGCUAUGCCAUCUGUGUCGUAUGUAAAUGAACUACGACCUAUAAGCCAGGAUGAUGAUUAUUAUUUGAUUUCUGGAAGAGUUCAAAAUAAGGUAAUACGAUCGUUUCAUCGGUUAGAAUUUAAUGAUUCCAUAAAGAUACGCAUGAAGCAUUACUCGUACUCUCAGACACUUUGUGAUAAAACUCAAUGCAUAAUUAUAUUUAAUUUCUUGGAUGAGCAUGAAGAUGAAAUUGUUCGAUUGACAAUUAACCCUGGCACAGCUGAAUUUUCAUUAUUGUGCGUUUCUGAUAAAGCUAUCACCGCUGCAUUUCCGAAUAACACUUACAAUAAAUAUUAUGAAUUUCUAUUAUUAUUUUCAAACAUUGGCAUUAUGCUAUUCUAUAAUGAAUAUUUUAAAGUUAAAGUGCAACACUGUAUCAAUCAAAUUACCAAUAUUACCAGUUUUCAACAUAUUAUAGCUGAAACAUUUGAUUUUGAAGCGUCGUUGGAAGUACGGGCGGAAAAUGCGAGAAUCCCAGGCAAUUGGCAUGUUGUAGAGUCAAUUCCAGCCGAUCACAAAGUCAUUAUCAAAUAUUACCCAAAUGAAAAAAGCAUAAUAACAAUCCAAUUAGCAGAUAGAAACGGAAUAACAGCACUUAAUGUAAUCAUAGAUUAUACGACAGGUAUACUUUACACAAGACGCAUGCGAUUAGACAAUGAAAACAAACAAUGCGUUAAUUUUGGAAGUACCCCACAAUUUACCACGCAAAUGUUGGGUAAAGUUGAAAUUGGCAUUUUCCCACAACAAUAUAAGAUUACAAUGCAAAUAAACGAACGAUCACAGUUAAUUACUGCGGAUGGAUGUUUAAUUUAUGGUCAUCACUUAUCUCCUUAUGACAUUCAGCAAAUUAUCUUUGAUUCAACAAAUAAACGAGCAGUAUUCUAUGCUUAUUACAUAUAUCAGGCUUGA
Messenger RNA from Brugia malayi, 1014 nucleotides. RefSeq lists its product as uncharacterized. The transcript is spliced from 9 exons. The coding region runs from base 1 to 1014 and encodes 337 amino acids. The record is from RefSeq and is a predicted model, not a curated record. NCBI's taxonomy places the organism in Eukaryota, Metazoa, Nematoda, Chromadorea, Rhabditida, Onchocercidae.